This is a messenger RNA of Daphnia carinata, 2954 nucleotides long. It is a transcript of the gene omd, whose product is annotated as integrator complex subunit 5-like. Gene Ontology annotation, cellular component: integrator complex. NCBI's taxonomy places the organism in Eukaryota, Metazoa, Arthropoda, Branchiopoda, Diplostraca, Daphniidae. The coding region runs from base 78 to 2804 and encodes 908 amino acids. The record is from RefSeq and is a predicted model, not a curated record. The transcript is spliced from 3 exons. Gene Ontology annotation, biological process: snRNA 3'-end processing.
AAAAUAUAAAGAAGCAGAGCCAUUAGAAGAUAAUUCAUUAUGAUAUAACAAAGAAACGAUAAGAUUAUAUAUUUAAGAUGCAAGCCCCAUUAGGAGUCUUGACUGAUUUACGAAACUUCUUGAAUGGCUUAUCCGGAUCACCAUCCACGUCUAAAAGCAGAACCGAAGUUGACAGUAGUGUAGUGGUUAAAACAGCAACCAACCUGUUGAAGAACUUUCCAGCUGCGCGUGAAGCUGUCUUAUUUUAUUUCUGUCAAGUUAUUGAUGAUUCAAUUAAGUUACACCUCUCACAGUCACAAAUUCAAAACGACAACCCAGCAGCUAAGAAGCGAUUGGUUGAAAAAGAAGCUGCAGUGGCAUUGAUACAUGAAGCUUUAUCAUCUCUCAUCAAGUGGAAUCCCAAGGGAUGGGCUCCAAUAAUUUCAACGUGGUCAUUGAGAUUACUUGGCCAAAUGUCCUCUUAUCAUUCCCCACAUCUACAACAUGGUCAUGCAAACAGAGGUUUAAACGACACACUACAGGUAUGGCUUGACUGCCGAGCCACCAGAAUGCUCAUAGACCUGACAACCCAAUCACUGGAAGACCUCAGUCAGUCAGAAACUGGUGCAUGUAUCAAUGCACUCUUGGAGACAAGUGUGGAGCACAGUCCACAUUUUGAUUGGGUUGUGGCACAUAUUGGUGGCUGCUUCCCUCAAACUGUAGUCACAAGAAUCCUUGCCUGUGGACUUCAGGAUUUCAUACUUUAUGGCACAGAAUCAGGAAACAUCUCUCCAAAACUACAUUCAGUUGUUGGCAUAUUGGCUCACCUCUCCUUUUCUCAUGCUACCAACAUCCAGAAAGCAGUACUGGACCUCUUUCUGACAAGCUGUACUGAUAUGAACGAGCAACACACCGCAGUAGUACCAUAUUUACUCCAACUGUCUUCAUUAUCACAGGAUCUGCUGGAUAUCAUAGUAGAGCAAGGAGUCAAGGCAAUCAAUCAAGAUACUAUUCCAUGUUUCAUUAAGCAAGCAGCCAUUUGGACUAGCAAAUAUUUCAGCGGAAGGGAGGCUUUGAUCAACCUUAUGGUACAACAAGUUGUUCGUUGCCGCCAAGGUGGUUUGGCUAUAGUCAACGUCCUUCUUCAAUAUGGAGCUCGUCAUCAGCCUACUUUUCCGCGAGAAGUGGCUUCUGAAUUUCUGGAAAUGCUACUGAAUGAAGCAGCACAAUUGGUGCAAGAUUCCGGCCGUGUUAUGCCAACAGAUGUCCCAUUCCUGCAGAGUCUACAGCCUCACGUCAGUAACCUAUGCCAGUUGCUGUUAACACACGACACUUGGCAGCAAGGAAGCGUCCUAAGACUACUAACACUGAUGGCUCUUCUGCAAGGCCCAGCUGUGUCAAACCAUGUCGUCACAUUGCUUUUGCAGAAAAAAGACCCAGUUAAAAUUGUUUCGCUCAUUCGUUGCUAUUUAAAAUCUGUGCAAGGAUUGCACAGUCAAGUGGUUGAUACUUCUGUUCACGAAGCGUUGACUUUUCAAGGCCGUAAUUUGGAAAAUACCCUUUUAAAUGUUCUUCAGUUGGUAAAGUUGGAGCAGCUUGGAGAACCUGGAGCCGAAGUGAGAUGCAAAUUUCAAUCGGCACUCAACGCGAACUUGGAUUUCUUUCCUGGCCUAUUCUUCCAGGAUGGCCAGAUUCCCCAUUUGGCUGUUCGGUUGCUUAAUAGCAUCCGGCUGCCAGAAGUCAUCCAUCCACGACUGAUAGCCAAGUUAUCUUACAGUAGCGUUCCGCACUUCUUCACGGUGUUAUCCAUGCGUGGAGAAGGCAACAAGAAAGAAGGACAAAAGAUCCUGGCAACCUUGUCCAGUUAUCCGAAUGGUCAGGCACUUAUCUUGCGCCUGCUUAUGCAAGGUGUUUUUAGCGAAGAAUGGAAAUCACUCUUUGGUGCCGAAACUCAACCUCAGAAACAUCCUAAAGGAACAUCGUCUUCCGCCUCGCUUUUGAUGCAAAAUAGGAACUUUUGUUCCAGCGUAACUUUACCCCAAAGGCAUUCUUCUGUUUUUCACGCUGGUAUCAUAGGUAACGGCAUCCGCAAUCGUCACCUGGCCAACACCAACUCGGAAGGCUCCAACGAUUGCAACGUCGAAGAAGUGCGGUCUCAUAUCAACUUAUUAUUGGACACGCUAAGCCAAUGCUGUUCCUUUAAUCCGGGAGGAAUGACUCAACUCUCUUUACUUCUUGUUGAAAUCGUCUCACCAGAUGUCAUGUUCAACGGAUUAAUUUGGCCAGAUGAAGAAUUUACCAAAGUAACAGUUGAGAGGGAUCUGCAUAUUCGUCGUUUUGUACAAGACAACGUUGUCGUGUGGGAUCUCUUGAACUUGCUGGCGCAUAACCGGCCGGCCUUGUGUUAUUGCUCCGUAAUAUUGCGGGCCAUAUUGGCUACGUUACUAUCUCAUUGGGCCAAUUGCCAAGAAAGACAAGCAAAGGACAGUCGCGAUGCAUUGGACAUGACUUGCAAGCUGAUUGAACUGAUGGCGACCGGACAACUCUUACCUCCUCCCCUUUCCUAUUUAUCAGAGAUCAUCGGUCAUAUUUCUCCGCACGAAGUCCAUGUUUUGCUGAAAGACGUUUGGGCAUUCAUGAGAGACAAUAUACCAACACCGGCACUCUUCGGAGCUAACGAACGGCCGAGUUCGAGCUUAUGGCGUGAUCUGUCAGACUACAAAAUGGAUCCACGAUACACGGAACGACUUCGCUUAAUUAUGUUGGCGAAUAUCGCAUCCGUUGGCCAUCUUUACCCUCGCUUUCUCGCACCUGAUCAAGAUUAAAUAUGAAAAUGGCUUAAGGCAAGCACCAAAUUGAAAUACAAGAAGGAUACUAUUCAAAAUUGAAAGAUAUCAUUUUGCCGAAUAUGGGAUUUUUUGUUUCCGUUGAUAAAUCGUGAAUUAGAAGAUCCGAUUUCUGCUUUCAAAAUGGCA